Peromyscus leucopus (white-footed mouse) is the source of this 1318-nucleotide messenger RNA. It is a transcript of the gene C2H1orf122, whose product is annotated as chromosome 2 C1orf122 homolog. The record is from RefSeq and is a predicted model, not a curated record. NCBI's taxonomy places the organism in Eukaryota, Metazoa, Chordata, Mammalia, Rodentia, Cricetidae. The transcript is spliced from 3 exons. Bases 605 to 937 code for a protein of 110 amino acids.
UAGACGUCGGCCACGCGGCCCAGGCACACGGCCAGCGGCUUGGCCUCACUGCGGCCCUUGAGGCGAUACACGCAGCCCAGGGCCGCCGAGCAGCUCGCCGAGCAGGCCAGACCAUACAGCGUGUCGGUCGGGACCGCCACCACGGCGCCGGCGCGCAGCUCGGCCACGGCGGCCCGCAGCGCCUCGGUCCAACCGGAGCGCUCGGGGCUUGCGGCCUGCACGGCCCCGCUCCCCGGAAGCCGCAACAGCCGGGCCCCCGGGACUGCCGGAGCGGGCGCGGGCGGACGUAGAAGGAGGCAGCUGCGGCCAGAGCCCGCCGGCCCGUCGCUCAGCCCCAUGCCGGCCGCCACCGCGGCCCUCAGCCCCGCACACGGACGCGCAGUAGACAUCCGCCCAGACCCGCUUCCGGGAGGAAGUGACGCACGCGAUCAGCUUCCGGCCCCCGAGGCUCGGCCCCGCCUCCGCGCCGGGCAGCUUAAAGGGAACGCGACCCCCAGGCGACUUGAAGGAGACCGGUGGGGACGGGGCGGGGCGCAGCUUAGCGGAGCCCUCGCGCGGCGCCGGGGCGGGGGCGGCCGGCAGGGGGGGUGGUGGUCGGGCGGCGAUGGAGUGGGGCCCGGGCGCAGGCUGGUCACGGGGGGAGGCUGCCGGCGUGGACCGUGGGAAGGCGGGGCUGGGGCUCGGCGGGAGGCCACCCCCGCAGCCGCCCCGGGAUGAGCGCGCCCAGCAGCUGCUGGACGCCGUGGAGCAGCGGCAGCGGCAGCUCCUGGACACCAUCGCCGCCUGCGAGGAGAUGCUGCGGCAGCUUGGCCGCCGGCGUCCGGAGCCGGCUGGUGGCGGGAACGGUUCAGCCAAGUCCGGAGCGCCGCCCCAGCCCGCUGUAUCUGCCAGAGGUGGCCUUCCAAAGGAUGCUGGCGAUGGAGCUGCGGAGCCUUGACCAUUUCCUAGCCGGGCACCCUGACUUCUGUCCCUUUCCAGGGCCGGUGGCUGGACUCUGACCAACUCCCCUCACUAAAGGGGCCAGUCUUCACUGGCAGUUGCUGGUACUUGGCCCUCAGCCUGGGAUGGCAACUUUGCAAGCAGCUGGGUUCACUCCCACAUCGGUCCUGGCUGAAGGCAGUACUGUGUUUGGAAAUGUAGCCAACGAAUACCCAGUCUUGAGUACUCGGAUUCGGGCAGGCCAGCAGUGCUGGCCAGAGUGGUCUGGCCUGCUUUGGGGGUUCCAGGUGGUAUUACUUGUUCAUUUCAUGCUUUGGGGGCUAUCAGCCCCACAAAACACUUCAGCAGAGUCUUGAUUAAAAGGAAACCUGUAGACAAC